Lates calcarifer (barramundi perch) is the source of this 1962-nucleotide messenger RNA. RefSeq names its product GINS complex subunit 4 (Sld5 homolog) (gene gins4). Gene Ontology annotation, cellular component: GINS complex. The coding region runs from base 194 to 868 and encodes 224 amino acids. The transcript has 8 exons. The record is from RefSeq and is a predicted model, not a curated record. NCBI's taxonomy places the organism in Eukaryota, Metazoa, Chordata, Actinopteri, Centropomidae. Gene Ontology annotation, biological process: double-strand break repair via break-induced replication; DNA-templated DNA replication.
GCGAGAGUACAGUUGCAGUGGCGCCAAUCAUCAAGGAAUCGAGUGAAAACAGUGCGUUGUAGCUGGCUCUUGUCUCUGGCAAAAAUAUUCAAACGUAUUCUUUUUGAGUCGCUUUAAUCUUUUGUUGAAAAGUACAGGUCGUGUUCCUGUUGAGCUCGGUGCUUUGUUUUUGUUAACUUCGUAAAAGAAAACUAUGUCGGACGCUCUGUCUGACGACGGCAGCGACCUCAACCAAGAUGACAGUCAGGAGGAUGUUAUGACUCCGGCGGAGCUGAUCGCUAAACUGGAAGAAGCUUGGCUGAAUGAGAAGUUCUCACCGGAGCUGCUGGAGAACAGAUCAGAGGUGGUUGAGUGUGUGAUGGAGCAGCUGACUCACAUGGAAGCCAACUUGCAGAGGGUGAAGAAAGGUGACGCAAAGGCCAGCAUCCAUCGCAUGGAGAUAGACAGGAUCCGCUUUGUUCUGAGCAGCUACCUGCGCUCUCGUCUGCAGAAGAUUGAAAGGUUUUUCCCACACGUCCUGGAGAGAGAAAAGUCGCGAGGUGAGGGAGAUCCCUCUCUACUCUCACCUGAAGAGUUUGCCUUUGCCAAAGAAUACUAUGCCAACACAGAAACCUACCUGAAGGCUGUGGCACUGAAGCGUAUGCCCCCCAACCUGCAGACAGUAGAUAUGCUGAAAGCAGUGCCUGAGCCCUGCUUGGACUCCUUUGUGUUUCUGCGAGUGAAGGAGAGACAGGAGAAUAUCUUGGUUGAGCCUGAAACAGAUGAUCAGAGAGAGUAUGUUGUGGAUCUAGAAGAGGGCUCUCAGCACCUAAUGCGAUAUCGAACUAUAGCACCACUUGUUUCAAGUGGAGCUGUGCAGUUAAUUUGAAUGUGGAGGUCUGUAUGUUGGUGUGGAUGGCUCCAGGAGAUCAUAAAAUGGGCAUUGGCUCAUUUUUAUUACAUAGUGGAUGAUAAGGAAUGGGCAGUUUAGCCUGCAGAGAGGAAACAUGUCCUUCUUUGCCACUGUUGUCAGGAUUUAGGACUGAUGUGUUGAAUGCAAACACUGAGACAUUUGUGGUACCAUGGCUUCAAGAAAUGUAAUUCUGUGGAAAAAUAUUAACACCACAUAUAAGGUCACUGCUAAUGAGAAGUGAAGGCUGCGAAUGAACUAUGUUCACCAAACCAGUGUUUGCACUGUGGUGGUGUUAUUUUCAGGACCUUUUUAAUCAUGUCACAACAUAAGUUUGGUUACAUAAUUCCAAUGUAUUCUGGUUUGUUGAGACUGGUAAAGACUCUUAAAGGCUCUGAUUCAACAUUCCCUCUGUUACUAUAUCCAGAUGACUUGCAUUAUUGGGCUUUUGCUCUGCUGCUCAGUAACAGGAUGCAUCAGAUGACCUGAAGGUGAAAUUUCAUCAGUUCACUUGGCAUCACAAUGCGUGACCAUCCCAAGGUUCAGAUGUUAAUUUGUGUUUAUAUGUGAAAGAAAGCUGUUUCUUUUGGUGAUAUUCAUACUUAAAUAAAUAUGUAUUGCUGUUAUCAUAGAUAAUAUGACAACAGCAAUACAACUUCACACUUGAAGUUUGUUUUUAUUGUGUGUUUUUAGUUUCAGCCUAAGAGGAUGUGUGUAGCUUUGUCUUCUCCGAGACAUAAUUGUUGUAACAGCAUUGUUAUGUAAGCGUUUCAGAGGGAGCAAUCAGUGCUUAUUGUUUGCCCUCACACAAAUUACCCAGUAAUUGGAACCAAUGAGAGACUGAGAGAACUGAACUACAUGUCAACAGAUGGUCUGCUUGAGCUGCUCUGUUGAUCUAGUUAAUAUCAAAUCUUAUAACCAUGUGUUGUUAGAUUAGGGAUUUAAGCAUUCAGAAAUGACACGAAUGCUGUAAUUCAUAUUAAAAUGUUGGAAUACAGGUUCCCUUAGACCAUGAGAAUGGUUGAUACUCUGGAUUUGAGAAAAAUAAAACCUUAAAAAUGUAAGUGAUUGAA